UGCUUCCCUUUAUCGCGUCGGUAAAUCACAUAGGUAUUUCUAAAGGCCAGACCUAUUAUAUUUUAAUUCAAAUGUUGCCAAAAAAAUCGACGAUUAAGUGUUUUUCUAUGUUUUGGUGUAUUAUCGUGUAGUCGUGCAAACACGAACAAUAAGAACAGGUUCAAAGAUUUUAAAAAUAUGAGUAUUAAAAAUAAAACUUUAGAUCUAAAUUAUUGGAAUUAAACAUGAAAUGCGUGUGUAUGAUUAUUGCACAUAAAACCAACAUUUUUAUGAUGUGUUCGCGCUUUCGGAUUUUCCAAUGGGAAUAUUCAUUAAAAAGUCCCACCAUGCUAGAAUUGUGUGUGAUGUAAAAGUGAAUAUUCAUAGGUAUAUUCAUUAAUACCUUUUUGUAAUUUUUGCAGCGAAAUUAUUAUAAAAAAAAUCAGAGACUUAGACAAGAUUGCAGAAAUAUUAUCACAUAGUUUUAUGUUUAAAGAUGAAACUAAUCAGGCAUUGUGGAUCAAUUAUCAGAGACAUGAUUAAGGUCUACGUUAGUCUUUUGCCAACACAACGGUACCCUCUUCACAUUUUCCUACUAAUGAUCUUCGCAAUAUCUGUGUCAAGUCAACCCCUUUAUCUUCCUGCCGAGACAUUUAAAUGCGGACCUGAUGUAUUGAACUUGUCUUGUGAAAGAUGGGGAUAUGAUGCAUGUAUCACUGAUGGCGGGGACAGUUACUGUAUGCCAUGUAAUGUGGAAUAUCUGGCAUCUCUGUGCGGGACGCCAGAAGAAAUAACGGGAUGCAAUCUUUACUGCACACAGAUGGUAGUAGACGAAGAAGUGAAAAGAGCAAAGGUCAACUUUACCGAACAACUAGAAUAUAUCGCACAACAAAGAUAUUCAUCAAAUAUACAUGGUAAAACUCAAUUCAUAAUUCUUAUGGAUUAUUAA
Ruditapes philippinarum (Manila clam) is the source of this 928-nucleotide messenger RNA. RefSeq lists its product as uncharacterized. The coding region runs from base 476 to 928 and encodes 150 amino acids. The transcript has 2 exons. Lineage: Eukaryota; Metazoa; Mollusca; Bivalvia; Venerida; Veneridae. The record is from RefSeq and is a predicted model, not a curated record.